CUAUCCAUUCUUUCCUGCAACCAACAAACCUGCAACUGCGAGAUUUCAGACGCUUCGAUUACUAGGCUUGAUACCGUAACUCGAGCUAUAGAUCUUUGUACUCUUCCAGAUCGCAUUUGCCCGUCAUGUCCAACUCUCUCGAGCAGCUCAAGGCCACUGGCACGGUCGUUGUCAGCGACUCUGGUGACUUUGCCUCAAUCGGCAAGUACAAGCCUCAGGAUGCGACCACGAACCCGUCCUUGAUCCUGGCUGCUACCAAGAAGCCCGAGUACGCCGAGCUCCUGGAUGCCGCUGUCGAAAGGGCCAAGAAGAAGGGUGGCUCGGUUGACGAGCAGGUCGACUCGGCCCUCGACUACCUUCUCGUCGAGUUCGGCAAGAGGAUCCUCGACAUCAUCCCGGGCAAGGUUUCGACCGAGGUCGACGCUGCUUUCUCUUUCAGCACAAAGAAGUCCGUCGACAAGGCGCUUCACAUCAUCAAGCUCUACGAAGAGGCUGGUGUUUCCAAGGACCGCGUUCUUAUCAAGAUCGCCUCGACAUGGGAGGGUAUCAAGGCUGCCGAGAUCCUGCAGCGGGACCACGGCAUCAACUGUAACUUGACGCUCAUGUUCUCGCUCGUCCAGGCCAUCGCCGCCGCUGAAGCCGGUGCCUUCCUCAUCUCGCCCUUCGUCGGCCGUAUCCUCGACUGGUACAAGGCCCACACCAAGAAGGAGUACUCCAAGGAGGAAGAUCCGGGCGUUGCCAGCGUCAAGAGCAUCUACAACUACUACAAAAAGUUUGGCUACAAGACCAUCGUCAUGGGUGCCUCUUUCCGCAACACUGGCGAGAUCACCGAGCUCGCUGGCUGCGACUACCUGACCAUCUCCCCCAACCUCCUUGAAGAGCUCAUCAACUCGGAUGCGCCCGUUCCCAAGAAGCUCGACGCCGCUGGCGCCAGCUCGCUUGACAUCCAGAAGAAAACGUACAUCAACGAAGAGGCCGACUUCCGCUUCGACUUCAACGAGGACCAGAUGGCCGUCGAGAAGCUCCGGGAAGGCAUCAGCAAGUUCGCCGCUGACGCCGUCACCCUCAAGGACAUCAUCAAGGCGAAGCUGCAGUAAAUUGACAACAAACGGAGGAAGACGGGGUGUGCUAAUGGACGCGAUGCUGAUUAUAGAAUGAAGUGGAUUUUUUGCGACACGCAUGUGCAAUGAUGGGGUUAUCAUCGGCAAGCGAGAAUGAACGGUCUGCUUGGGUUGGGCAUAUGGAGCAUGCAAAGCAGUGCUGAUACAGACGCGAAAAGAAAUUCAAUAUAUAUCAACCAAGCUGGUGAUGGCUCCAUAUCUGCUGUGAAUUUCUGUAGAAACCGGUCUUCGUUUCCCUACGUGUCACAGUUUUCAGAGCUGGCUUGCGCCAUCCAUUCUAGGUACUUG
Parathielavia appendiculata is the source of this 1409-nucleotide messenger RNA. RefSeq names its product transaldolase. The transcript has 7 exons. Bases 126 to 1097 code for a protein of 323 amino acids. Gene Ontology annotation, biological process: pentose-phosphate shunt; carbohydrate metabolic process; pentose-phosphate shunt, non-oxidative branch. Gene Ontology annotation, cellular component: cytoplasm; intracellular anatomical structure. Gene Ontology annotation, molecular function: transaldolase activity. NCBI's taxonomy places the organism in Eukaryota, Fungi, Ascomycota, Sordariomycetes, Sordariales, Chaetomiaceae. The record is from RefSeq and is a predicted model, not a curated record.